Molecule: messenger RNA, 228 nt
Organism: Funneliformis geosporum
Lineage: Eukaryota; Fungi; Glomeromycota; Glomeromycetes; Glomerales; Glomeraceae
Source: the annotation of a GenBank genome assembly
GUCAUAAAGAUAAUGUUGCUCCAUAAAGGAUACGGUAAUGCUGGACAAUCUAAAAAAUCAUCGCAACGAAAGGGUGCAUCAAAGGCGUCAGAAAUAGAUAUUGUGCAUCCAAGAAUGAAAUCGAAUCGUGGUAGUCUCUGUAAAUUUCACAGCAGAAGAUUAUCGUUGUCAUUAACAAGAGAUCUUGAGCAUUUUGAAAUCUUUAACACUGGUAUUGCUCUUCUCUAG